UUUUUUUGUUCAAAAACAAAUCCUUUAAGCAAACAAUGUAUUCACUUAUUAUUGCUGUUAUCUCAACAUUGGCUUACACCUCAAAUGGUGCUGUAUUACAUGCUGCUCCAUUUGCAGCAGCACCAGCUCCAUUACUUGCAAGAUAUACUGCUCAACCACUUUUAGCUGGACCAGCUUCAGUUUUAGCUGCCGGACCUGCACCAAUUGUUCAUCAUGCUGCCGCACCAUUAGUUCAUGCUGCCGCACCAGCACCAAUUUUAAGAGCUGCACCUGUUGUUGCUGCAGCCCCAGCACCAAUUGUUAGAGCUGCUCCAGUUGUUGCAGCACCAGCACCAAUUCUAGCUCGUACUGAAAUAAUUGAUGCUCAUCCACAAUAUCAAUUUGCUUAUGAUGUUCAAGAUGCUUUAACUGGUGAUUCAAAAACACAAGAAGAAACUCGUGAUGGUGAUAUUGUUAGAGGAUCAUAUUCAUUAAUUGAAGCUGAUGGUUCAAGACGUGUUGUAAAUUAUUAUGCUGAUCCAAUAAACGGUUUCAAUGCUGUUGUACAAAAAGAUGUACCAGUUGCUGCUCCAGUUGUUGCUGCAAGAGCUCUUCCUGUACCAUCAAAAGUUGUUGCUGCACCAGCCCCAAUUGUUGCCGUUUAAAUAUUUUUUUUUUUAGAAAAAACAAUUAAGAAACAACACUGUUAUUAAUCAGCACACAUCUACAUAUAUAUAUGGGUGAUUUACAAAAUCACUUCAUAUAUAAUAGCUUCUUCCUUGUAUAUAGAAAUUUUUGGACUGACUUUUAUUUUAUGGAUGAUAUUUUUUGAUAUGUAUAAUAUGUAUAUUUGCAAAAGGUGGGACACUAGGUGAAUUUUUAGUUCAUAAUUUUGGUCUUCCAUAAGGAUAACACAAUAGUGUAAUAAUUUAAGUGACUGCCAUUGUAAAAUAACAAAAAAAGCAAAAA
Messenger RNA from Condylostylus longicornis, 948 nucleotides. RefSeq names its product larval cuticle protein A2B (gene Cpr64Ad). Gene Ontology annotation, cellular component: extracellular matrix. The record is from RefSeq and is a predicted model, not a curated record. Bases 36 to 644 code for a protein of 202 amino acids. Lineage: Eukaryota; Metazoa; Arthropoda; Insecta; Diptera; Dolichopodidae. The transcript has 2 exons.